AUGCCCAUCGACCAUGAUUCAGGACCUCGUCACUUUCGCAAUCCGGUCCCACCACGGACCGUGUUCUUUUCUCGACGAUCCGGUCGGCCGUCGGUGCUCCGGGAGGUGCCCGGGAUGCGGCCCCAGAAGGUGAUCAUCUCCCGCGCCGGCACGCGCAAGCUGCUGAACCUGAACUUGGACGAGGUGGCGACGGCGGCCACGGAGCUUGGGAUCAACGUGACGGUGGCCGAGGCCGCGGCCGACAUGCCGGCGUUCGCGGCGCUGGUGAACGCGGAGGACGUGCUGCUGGCGGUGCACGGCGCCGGGCUGACGAACCAGAUCUUCCUACCGACGCAGGCGGUGGUGCUGCAGAUCGUGCCGUGGUGGAGCAUGGACAGGAUGACGACCAACUUCUACGGGCAGCCGGCGCGGGACAUGCAGCUCCGGUACGUGGAGUACUUCGUCGACGAGCAGGAGACGAGCAUGACAAUGGCAACUCUGAAUCUUCAGAUUCAGCCUUUACACUAUUGUACUGCAUGCAGUGAAAAUGUCAACUUUAAAUCUCCACAUUCAACAUUUUUCUACAGCUUAGAUUAUCUCAUAUGA
Messenger RNA from Hordeum vulgare subsp. vulgare (domesticated barley), 585 nucleotides. Its product is annotated as beta-1,2-xylosyltransferease XAX1-like. The coding region runs from base 1 to 585 and encodes 194 amino acids. Gene Ontology annotation, cellular component: Golgi membrane. Gene Ontology annotation, biological process: plant-type cell wall organization. The transcript is spliced from 2 exons. The record is from RefSeq and is a predicted model, not a curated record. Lineage: Eukaryota; Viridiplantae; Streptophyta; Magnoliopsida; Poales; Poaceae. Gene Ontology annotation, molecular function: UDP-xylosyltransferase activity.